GGCGGCUCUUCAGUUGAUCUCGCGACUUCGUAAGGACUAGACCUACUUCAAAAGUAGUGCAUCCAGAGUGUUUGUUUGUGAUUACGAUGUGGACCCGCCUAGGAGCCAUAUUGCUUCUGGUGGCCGUGGCCAACGCCAACAAUGCCACCCAUGGACCGAAGGUGCUGUGCUAUUACGACGGAUCGGGCUCGCAGCUUGAGAACCUGGGGAAAGUAACUCCAACGGACAUUGAGCUUGCGCUGCCAUUUUGUACCCACCUGAUCUACGGAUAUGCCGGACUCAAUGUCGCAACCCACAAGAUCCGUUCGUUGAACGAGGAGCUGGACCUCGACUCCGGCAAGGGUCAGUACCGACAGAUUACCUCGCUGAAGCGUCGCUACCCAGGACUUAAGGUUCUGCUCAGCGUUGGAGGAAACAAGGACUUGGCCGAGGAGAAACCCUUCGAGAAGUACCUGAAGAUGCUGGAAAACGGAGGAAGUCGUACGGCCUUCGUCAACUCCGUUCACUCGCUCCUUAAAACCUACGAAUUCGAUGGUCUAGACAUGGCCUGGCAGUUCCCCCAAACCAAGCCGAAGCGUAUCCGAGGCUGGUCCGGUAAGCUGUGGCACGGAUUCAAGAAGCUCUUCACCGGCGAUAGCAUCCUAGAUCCGAAAGCCGAAGAACACAAAGAAGAAUUCACCGCGCUGGUCCGCGAUCUGAAGAGUGCCUUCCUGCACGAGAAGUUCCUGCUGGGGUUGACCGUACUGCCGCAUGUGAACGAGUCGCUGUUCCUGGAUAUUCCGCUGUUGAAGGACAGUCUGGACUACGUGAAUCUGGCUUCGUUUGAUCAGCAAACACCCGAAAGGAAUCCCAAGGAGGGAGAUUUCACGGCGCCGAUUUACGAACCGUCGGAGCGGGUUGUUGGAAAUAACGUCGAUUCGGAGGCCAAGUAUUGGCUCGCCCAGGGAACCCCCGCCGAGAAGAUCAUCAUCGGCAUCCCAGCUUACGGCCGCGGCUGGAAGCUGAACGAAGACUCCGGCAUCACCGGAGUUCCCCCGCUUCCCGCCGACGGUCCCUCCCUCCCCGGCCAGUACACCGGCAUUCCCGGAUUCUACAGCUGGGCCGAGGUGUGCGCUCUGCUGCCCAACCCAGGAAACGCCAACCUCGGAGGUGCGGAUCAACCGCUGCGUAAGAUCGGCGAUCCCACGAAGCGAUUCGGCGUGUACGCGUUCCGAAUUCCGGACGAAAACAACGAGCACGGAAUGUGGCUCUCGUACGAAGAUCCGGACUCCUCGGGGAACAAGGCGGCCUACGUGAAGGCCAAGGGACUGGGUGGAAUUUCGAUCUUUGAGCUGGGAUACGACGAUUUCCGGGGAACGUGCGCCGGCGACAAGUUCCCCAUCCUGAGGGCGGCCAAGUAUCGGCUGUAAAAAGUGGGGAAUUGGUUCUCUCCCUUCACGGCAGUAUCGAUUUGACCUGAGACAUGCAAUAAAAAGUCAUAUAUUACAACGUACAAGA
Molecule: messenger RNA, 1497 nt
Organism: Culex pipiens pallens (northern house mosquito)
Lineage: Eukaryota; Metazoa; Arthropoda; Insecta; Diptera; Culicidae
Product: chitinase-like protein Idgf4
Exons: 3
Coding region: 87-1409 (440 amino acids)
Biological process (GO): carbohydrate metabolic process; chitin catabolic process
Cellular component (GO): extracellular region
Molecular function (GO): chitin binding
Source: RefSeq, a predicted model, not a curated record